AUAAGAGUGACCAGUACCUCGUGUUCUUGAUAAGACAUCUCCUUCUUCAUCCACCACCACCACCACCUCCUUACUUCCCUUUUGGUUCAUCGGACCGACGGCACAAUCCUCCUUGUAUUGGCGGGGACUCAUUUCGAGUGAAUAUCGCUGUAUGAUUUCUGCCGAGGUACUGUAAUCGACACACACCCUGAGAGUCACUUGUUGGCGUUGCAAACACUUAAACCGUACACUGGUCUUCCUCCGCCUUGUCACUGCAUAGACAUUAGUUUGUGCCUUCUCUAUAUAAAGGGCGAGACAUCGCCUUGGACCAGUCUUCUUUCUUCCUUCUCACACCAUCCACAAUGGGCGACGCCUUUCAGCACGACCUCCUGGAACACGACGACGACUACACAUCUAGCAUGACCUAUACUGUCGAGGAGCAGCCACUCGGCACGCCUAAACAUCUACGCAUCGUCUGCAUCGGCGCCGGCAUCUCUGGUAUCAACCUGCUGCGCACCCUAUGGCUCAACCUCCAAAGCUACGAGGCUGUGGUCUACGAAAAGAACGACGACGUGGGCGGCACCUGGUUCGAAAACUCUUAUCCAGGCUGCAAAUGCGACAUUCCCAGCCACUGUUACCAAUACUCGUGGCGGCAAAAGAAGGAUUGGACUUGUUUCUUCGCGCCUAGCGAGGAGAUCAAGGACUACUUGUGCCAGGCAUGUAAGGACGAAGGCCUGGUGGACUCGAUCAAGCUGUCACACCAGGUCGUCGCGGCUCGCUGGGAUGAACCGUCGGGGCUGUGGAAUCUCAGGAUUAGGAAUCUGAAGACGGGUGAUCAGUUCGACGAUACAGCGAACUUUUUGAUAAAUGCCUGUGGCAUAUUAAAUAACUGGAAGUGGCCAGAGGUCGAGGGUCUGCAUGACUACCAAGGAUCAUUGAUACAUACAGCUGCCUGGCCCAAAGAUUUUGACUAUCAGGGCAAGACAGUGGCUGUCAUUGGUAACGGCGCUUCGGGUGUUCAAGUGCUGCCUGCAAUACAACCAGGCACGAAGAAACUCUAUCAUAUCGUACGCACACCGACAUGGAUCCCCCCGCCAUGGCGUCAGGCACAGAUUGCAGCUGGUCGGGGACAGAUGCUGAAGGAGAUCGCCGUGGACGAGAAGGAGAACUUUACGCCAGAGCAGCUCCAGAGAUUCCAGGAUGAUGAGGAGCUCUACCGCAAAUUUGUGAAGUCCAUUGAGAAGGAUACUGGAAGCAAUUUCGCCAUGUUUGUCAAAGACAGCCCCAUACAGGCUUUUGCCACCGCAAAGACGAGAGAGUACAUGACGUACAUGCUUGGCGGCGACGAGAGACUGUGCAAGAUGCUCAUCCCAACCUUCCCGAUCGGUACUCGACGUGUGACUCCCGCGCCAGGAUACCUGGAGGCCCUGAGGAAAGAGAAUGUCGAGGUGGUCAGCGGCAACAUCAAGAGAUUCGUGGCCGACGGCAUCGAGAUGGACUCUGGCGACGUGCUCAAAGUCGACGCAAUCGUCUGCGCCACGGGCUUCGACCUGUCAUUCUGCCCUCGGUUCCCUGUCGUCGGGCGCGAGGGUAAUCUCCAGGACAUAUGGAGGAACACCACCCCCAAGGCAUACAUGUCGGUUGCCGUUCAGGGGAUGCCGAAUUACUUUACAUUCCUCGGCCCCAACGGCCCCAUAGCCCACGGCUCCGUCUUCACGCUCAGCGAACACAUUGCCAAGUAUAUCACGCGCAUUCUGAAAAAGGUCCAGACAGAACACAUCCGUUCGCUCGCGCCCUUACCGCAAGCCGUCGAUGACUACAACGAGCACAUUGCCCACUUCAUGCCUCGGAUGGCCUGGGCCGCGCCGGGCAGGUCGUGGUUUAAGAUGGGCAAGGAGCAAGGCCCCGUCGUCGCGCUGCACCCCGGCAGCCGUGUGCACUUCUUCCACAUGCUGGAGACGCUGAGGGCGGAGGACUUCGAGUACGUGUUGGAUGCGGAAAGACAGAACCGGUUUGGGUACCUGGGUAACGGUUUUUCGGUGAGGGAGCUGGAGGAGAGCUGGGACCCAAGCUGGUAUCUGGAAGAACCGGCCACGGUCUGA
This is a messenger RNA of Cryphonectria parasitica EP155, 2081 nucleotides long. RefSeq names its product FAD/NAD(P)-binding domain-containing protein. The record is from RefSeq and is a predicted model, not a curated record. NCBI's taxonomy places the organism in Eukaryota, Fungi, Ascomycota, Sordariomycetes, Diaporthales, Cryphonectriaceae. Bases 342 to 2081 code for a protein of 579 amino acids. The transcript has 6 exons. Gene Ontology annotation, molecular function: NADP binding; flavin adenine dinucleotide binding; N,N-dimethylaniline monooxygenase activity.